UUGCCAAAUCGCAACUCGCUGUUCACUGUACGUUAGUCUUAUUAUUUCACGGCAUAUUUGACAAAGACGGGGAAAUGAAUCAUGCUUUACUGUAACUGACUGAUCUAAACAUGACACUGCAGGUUAACGUUAGCGUCGCUCAGUGCCUUAAACGUGCGGGAAACGACAGUUUGAAAUAAUUUGCUGUUUUACAUUUGAAGGGUCCAGUAUGCAGAAAGAACAACCUUGCUUGCACGAGAGCAGUCCUCGUGCUACAUCCAGCAAGAAUGCUAAAAAUAGGAGCAACAGUAUGAUUCUGCUGGCAAUACGUGGUAAUAAAGACGCAGACGACUCCAGUGGUACGGGCUCCCGCUGCAGUUCAGAAAAAGACUCCGGUUACUCUGACGGCUCAGACUGGCACCAGACAGAUGUGGAGGACCAGCGGAGCAACAAAAGCCAGUCCAGAGGCAGCGAGCAUGCAGAAACUUCACAGCCAGGUCAAAACAAAGACAUUGGGCAAGGGAAUCCCGGGAAUCCUACCCUGAUGCCAGCAGGCCGCAAGCUUCCACCCAUCUACAUCACCAACAACAUGGUGCUUAAGCAGCCGGAUAUGAUCCAGAAAAGAGGUCAGCUGUCCUGGAGAAAUGAAAACAGGGAAACCAGUAGUUCUGGUGCUGUCCAUAUGAUUCUUUUCCAGCAGCCUAGUUUGUUGCCGGCCACCCUCAAGCAACAAAAGCCCUUGUCACAGAUGUUCAAUGUCACAGGGAAGAAAAUAAAUGCCGCUUACCUGCCGAUUCUCAACUCCUACCCACACAUUGCACCUCACCCCAGCAAGAAGCCACUUGAUACAUUUUCAUGUAAUGAUGAAUCCCAGAACCUGAGCAAGAGGGUGUGCACAGAACACAAGAGUGAUGACACACCUGUGACCAGGAGUCUACCUGAGCAGCACCUUUAUAAGCAACCCAAAUUAGCAGUCUUAACAUCUGAGCUGCCGUGUUCCUCUUCAACCAGAGAUAGUCAAUCGUCCUCCAGUCCUACUACUGUCCCCUUGAGCCAAACCUCCCCAUCUGGGUCUGGUCUGUACACUACAUCCUCCAUCCUCACAACCAGAGAUCUUCCAAGAAACAGCACCGCCAGUACUCGCCACCGGCGUUUCCUCAACACAGAAGAAAUCCUCAGACAAUCAGGUCUGCUGGACAUUACACUGCGCACGCAGGAACUGCUGCGCCAGAGUAACGCCACCGAGUGGAACAUUGCCCAGCUCCGCCAGCACACAGAGCUACUGUACCAGGCUGCCAGCAAUCCCAGUGGCAGCCCGAGCGGCAUCACAGCCUGGCAACAUCUGCACCGAGCCAUGGCUGAGUCUGGCAGCUACCCCAGCCUUAAAAUCCUGCAAAAUGUACAAAUCCUGUGUCAUCCAGAUUCUGCCAGUCAACCAGUGAGUAUUUCCACAGGUAAAGCCAAUGGGCCACGAGCUGCUGAGAGCUCCGAGGUGCCGCCGUCUCGCCUUCUCUCUACUCUACCUGACCCAAACUCAGAACAAGGUAGGGAGCUCAAGGGCGGAGAUAAAUCUUCAGAGAACGUCACCUUUAUGCUUCCUGACAGUUCUACCGGUUAGCACAAUCUGCACUGCCUUUAAAGGGAGAGCAAGUACUCAGGGAUAUUUUUGGAUUUUAUGUGUGGCUUUAAUAGUUUAUCCCUGGUUAUUUAAACCUAGUUUUAUAGGAAUUUUGCUAAAUAUCUCUGCAGGCCAAUGGGAAUCAUACAAUGACUCAAUGUUAGUACUUAUAUGUACAUGUUGCAGUACAAGUUUUGUUUCCAGUUGCCUAACAUGCGUCACCAGAAUUAAGUGUUCUGAAAGCUGAUCCAUUAAUUCACGCAAGUGCAAUUCAAUUCCGAGGUACCAUCUUAUACUACCACUGCAGACUUUAUAGAACCACACAGAUGAGCAGAGGGUCACCGCUUAUGAGUCACUUAAAGGAUUAUGUCAAAAUAAAAUGUGUUUACCUGGGAGGCAGAGGAAAUUGGCGUACACACAGUA
This is a messenger RNA of Perca flavescens (yellow perch), 2020 nucleotides long. Its product is annotated as CLOCK-interacting pacemaker. Gene Ontology annotation, cellular component: nucleus. The record is from RefSeq and is a predicted model, not a curated record. NCBI's taxonomy places the organism in Eukaryota, Metazoa, Chordata, Actinopteri, Perciformes, Percidae. The coding region runs from base 209 to 1597 and encodes 462 amino acids. Gene Ontology annotation, biological process: negative regulation of circadian rhythm; negative regulation of DNA-templated transcription. The transcript has 4 exons.